Messenger RNA from Pestalotiopsis fici W106-1, 2541 nucleotides. RefSeq lists its product as uncharacterized. Gene Ontology annotation, molecular function: DNA binding; protein binding; transcription coactivator activity. The record is from RefSeq and is a predicted model, not a curated record. Lineage: Eukaryota; Fungi; Ascomycota; Sordariomycetes; Amphisphaeriales; Sporocadaceae. Gene Ontology annotation, cellular component: SBF transcription complex; MBF transcription complex. The transcript has 3 exons. Bases 1 to 2541 code for a protein of 846 amino acids.
AUGGCCUCGUCUACCGUCGCCAAUUCUACAACUAUCCCCACCGCCCCGGCGGCCACCGCCUCGGCCUCACAUCAAUACCGCGCCCCCGGAUCGGCGCAUUCACAUCGAGGCUCAUUAUCCUCAACGGCAGCCCAGCCUCUGGCCACAUCCUCGAACAGCAACUUGAAUGCUGCCAACAACGACCCAAAAAUGUCGCAGCAGUCACAACCUUCUUCCCAGCAGUCCUUUGCCAUGAGCCAACCCUCUGGAUCGCAAGGGUUCCGCCCUUUCUCUGAUCCUCAGUCGCGACCAAAUCCUCACAAUGCUAGCCAAAUCUACUCGGCUAGCUACUCCAGCGUCGAGGUCUACGAAAUGGAAGUGAAUGGGAUAGCAGUCAUGCGCCGCAGAAGGGAUAGUUGGCUCAAUGCGACCCAGAUUCUCAAGGUUGCCGGUGUCGACAAGGGCAAGCGAACCAAGAUUCUGGAAAAGGAGAUUCAGACAGGUGAGCACGAAAAGGUUCAGGGUGGAUACGGCAAGUAUCAAGGAACUUGGAUCAGGUUUGAGAGGGGUGUCCAGGUUUGCAGGCAGUACGGCGUCGAAGAUAUCCUCCGACCCCUUUUGACCUAUGAUAUGGGCCAGGACGGUGGUGUUGCCGGCAGUGGUGAUCUCAAUACUCCGACAAAAGAACAGGCUUUGGCAGCCGCAAGGAAGCGCAUGUAUAGCGGCAUGGGCAACGAGGUUCGUACCAAUGGGUCCUCGGGCACCUUUUUCAGCAAUAUUUCGACCAUGGCAUCAACUGCAGUCGCUGCCAUCGGUAAAGCUCGAUUCGAUUCGCCAGGCCCACGAGGCCGCAAUGGUCCUACAAGACCCCCGAGCUUUAGUCGCCAAUCGUCAAUGCAAAAUCCAGAUGAAUUGCCGACCAACUCUCAGCAGAGCUUCACCUCCGAAUACGGAAACCAGGUCGACUCGGCAUACUCGACGCAAAAUACACAAAUUUUCGAAGAGCCGCCGCGGAAAAAACAGCGGGUCGUAACACCCAAUGAGAGUUUUGGCUAUACAUCGCAGUCGAUGGAGAUAUAUGCCAACAACUUCCCAGGCUCUCCCACCGAACCCAACGAAUCUUUUAUUUAUAGCCAAGCUGGUGUCAAUGUGGCUGGGGCUGAGGAUGGUGUACCUCUUGCUCCCCUGCCAUAUGAAAUGUCUCCAGAGGCCGAACAACGACGGAACCUCGUCAUGGGCUUGUUCAUGGACUCUACCACGAAGGACUUUGCCAACAACGGCGCACUUCAGACACUAAGCCCCCAAGAGCUGGAUUCUCCGAUCGACACCUCCAGCCAUACUGCGCUCCAUUGGGCUGCCACUUUGUCACGCAUCCCACUGCUUCGCGCCCUCAUAACAGCUGGCGCCAAUCCUUUCCGUGUCAAUGGACUUGGUGAGACUGCACUCAUGAGAGCCUGCAGUGUUACCAACAAUUCAGACCAGAGCUCUUUUCCAGAGCUGCUUGAUGCAUUAGGCAGCACGAUUGAGGUGCGUGACAAGAAGGGUAGGACUGUUUUGCAUCACAUUGCCGUGGCCAGUGCAGUAAAAGGUCGCAGCCAGUCGAGCAAAUAUUAUCUCGAGAGUCUCCUCGAAUGGGUUGUUCGACAGGGCAGUGCACCAAGCAGUCAGUCCACCAACAGCAGUGGACCGAAGAUCAAUUUGGGCAGAUUCAUGAGCGAAAUUGUGAACGCCCAAGACAACUCUGGUGACACCGCGCUCAACCUUGCGUCACGGAUAAGCAAUCGAAGCAUUAUUUCCCAAUUGAUGGAGGUUGGAGCGGAUCCAAGCAUUCCCAAUAAUUCCGGCCUUGCUCCUGUUGAUUUCGGUAUCAAAGGGAAUGGAGGCGAAGCCGGUUCCAACGGCGAGGUUUCUGAUGGAAACAACACCGUGGACGAGAGCCAAAAGACCCGCGAGAGCAGUGAUGAUAUCAUCUUGUCGAUAACCACCAUGUUGACAGAUACUGCAACAAGCUUUCAUUCUGAGAUGAAGAAAAAGCAAGCAGAUCUUGACUCACUCCAUGCAUCCUUGAGAACAACGUCGCAACAAUUGGGGGAUGCAAAGAAGGAUUUGGAUGAAUUGCAAGAAAAGGCACAAAAUCAGAACCUGACUCGCCAGAAGAUCUACAACUUGAAUCGCGGUCGAGAGGAAGAGCAGAAUCGCCUACAGCAAAUUGAGCAGAGCCACGGCGCUUCAGAACCUGGGGCCAGCGCUUGGGAGGCCGAGCUGGCGACGUCGACGCCAAUCAACGUUGAGACCCUGCCAAGCACAGCUGUUCUUCGUGCAAGGCUACAGGCCUUGCGAUCAAGAACCGAGGUCUCUCGGAAGACUGUUGGAUCCUUGAAGGGAAGAAGCAAAGACAUUGAAAACAAAUAUAGGAGGGUGGUUGCUCUUUGCUCGGGUGUCCCCGAGUCGGAUGUCGAGGCUGUUAUUGACAGCCUUCUGCGAGCCGUCGAAAGCGAGAAGGACGGACUGGAAAUCGGUCGGGUAAGGAGAUUUCUUGGCGGGGUUGACGGUGUUGCAUAA